This is a messenger RNA of Andrographis paniculata, 1262 nucleotides long. Its product is annotated as probable prolyl 4-hydroxylase 9. Gene Ontology annotation, molecular function: procollagen-proline 4-dioxygenase activity; iron ion binding; L-ascorbic acid binding. NCBI's taxonomy places the organism in Eukaryota, Viridiplantae, Streptophyta, Magnoliopsida, Lamiales, Acanthaceae. The record is from RefSeq and is a predicted model, not a curated record. The coding region runs from base 245 to 1105 and encodes 286 amino acids. Gene Ontology annotation, biological process: peptidyl-proline hydroxylation to 4-hydroxy-L-proline. Gene Ontology annotation, cellular component: endoplasmic reticulum. The transcript has 8 exons.
AGGCUGUAAUUGAGCUGUGAAUCCAUUCUGUAGAAAUUCAAAGUGCCAACCCUCAGCUGCAUUUCACCUAUAAUUCUAGGCUCCCGCCAUUGAUGGGUUUUGCAAAGCUCUGCCACGAAAUUGAUUAAAUUAGGUUAAUGUGAUCGGGACUCUGUCUUAAUCUCGUGGCCAAUCGUCUCCCUGUCCGCUCAGAAUCAAGUUUGUAUUGAGUAUUGACUCAUUCUGAUUGAAUCCCCCACGAGCCAUGAAAUCCAGAGGAAGGAAACUCCACGGUAUCGAGGCAAAUCUAAAGCUGCCCGUUGUGUUUUUCUUGUGCUUGUGCUUCUUUCUCGCUGGGCUAUUCGGAUCUAUUAUCAUAUCUAAGGAUGUAAAUGGCGGAGCUUAUCGACAUAGACUGAUGGAAGAGUCUGAGGAUGAAAGCGUCGAUCCCAUGGUUCAUGGUGAAAGUGGAGAAUCCUCAAUCAGCUCUAUACCGUUCCAGGUUUUGAGUUGGAAUCCACGAGCUGUUUAUUUUCCUAAUUUUGCCACAGCUGAACAGUGCCAGACUGUAAUUGAAAAGGCUAAGGGUAAACUUAGACCAUCCGGACUUGCUUUGAGGAAGGGGGAGAGUGCUGAGACUACCAAGGGUGUUAGGACAAGUUCAGGCACAUUUCUUAGUGCAUCAGAAGACAACUCAGGAGUCUUGGAGUCUGUUGAGAGAAAAAUUGCAAGAGCAACAAUGCUACCAAGAAACCAUGGGGAGGCUUUCAAUGUUCUGAGGUAUGAGAUUGGACAAAGAUAUGUCAGUCACUAUGACUCAUUCAACCCAGCAGAGUAUGGCCCUAUGAAGAGUCAACGGAUUGCAUCCUUCUUGCUAUACUUAUCGGAUGUGGACGAAGGCGGAGAAACCAUGUUCCCAUUUGAGAGUGGCGCAAACAUGAACAGCGGAUACGAUUACGAAAGCUGCAUAGGUUUGAAGGUGAAACCGCGCCAAGGAGAUGGACUUCUGUUCUACUCAUUGUUUCCAAAUGGGACAAUCGAUAAGACAUCCCUGCAUGGAAGCUGUCCAGUUAUUCAAGGGGAGAAAUGGGUUGCUACCAAAUGGAUCAGAGACAAUAUCCACUGAAUUGUCGAUCUUGGAAUACCUUACAGGGUCAGUAUUUUCACUUUCUUGUUUUAGGUACAAAGGGCAGUUUGAUCCAAAUUUGUUAGUACAUAGAAACUUAUUUCUUGUCUUGUUCAAGAAAUUAAAUAUAAAAUAAUGCAAAUUUCAUCGUACCCGA